AGGGGCUGUUUCCUAUUGGUCCCCACACUCUCUGUAAGAAUUGUCACCUUAUUAAAGUAGCAUGCACUCUCCUCUGGAGCUGGAGCUGGUGCUGGAGCUGAGGGGAGAAGCAGCCAGGACUCUCACUAGACAGUGAACCACAGUUGCUGCUAUGGCCGGAAAGCCCGUGCUUCACUACUUCAAUGCCCGGGGCAGAAUGGAGUGCAUCAGGUGGCUCCUGGCUGCAGCAGGGGUGGAGUUUGAAGAGAAGUUCAUACAGAGUCCAGAAGAUCUGGAAAAGUUAAAAAAAGAUGGGAAUUUGAUGUUUGACCAAGUGCCCAUGGUGGAGAUUGACGGGAUGAAGCUAGUACAGACCAGAGCCAUUCUCAACUACAUUGCCACCAAAUAUGACCUCUAUGGGAAGGACAUGAAGGAGAGAACCCUGAUUGACAUGUACACAGAAGGUAUUGUAGAUCUGACUGAAAUGAUCAUGCAUCUGAUACUAACUCCCCCUGACCAAAUAGAAGCCAAGACUUCUUUGGCAAAAGACAGGACCAAAAACCGCUACUUGCCUGCCUUUGAAAAGGUGUUGAAGAGCCACGGACAAGACUACCUUGUAGGCAACAGACUGACCAGGGUGGACAUCCACCUGCUGGAACUUCUUCUCUAUGUCGAAGAGCUUGAUGCCAGCCUUCUGACCCCUUUCCCUCUGCUGAAGGUGAGACCACCUCAGAGAGGCAGCCACACACAUGCCUAUGACAUUACAAUGGUGGCCGGAGGGCUGAGGUCCCACCCUCUGGUCUGCAAACUGAGCUACCAGACCCUCAGUUUGAGGCUUGAAAAUAAUCUUUUUAUGUGUGGAGAUCUGAGUAUAGUAUCCUAGGAAGAAUAUUUUGCC
Grammomys surdaster is the source of this 877-nucleotide messenger RNA. Its product is annotated as glutathione S-transferase A2-like. The record is from RefSeq and is a predicted model, not a curated record. Bases 152 to 862 code for a protein of 236 amino acids. Lineage: Eukaryota; Metazoa; Chordata; Mammalia; Rodentia; Muridae. Gene Ontology annotation, molecular function: glutathione transferase activity. Gene Ontology annotation, biological process: glutathione metabolic process; xenobiotic metabolic process. Gene Ontology annotation, cellular component: cytosol; extracellular exosome. The transcript has 6 exons.